GGCGGGCAGAUAUUCUACCGGAUAUGCACUUGUUUUUCGUCGUUCGAAAUGCAUGCACAAUUGAAGGGUGAAUGGAGGCAACACAGCUGAUCGAUGACUCAAUAUUGGAAGAGUCAGAGGAGGAGGAUGGAGAGAUGCGAAAAGGGAAGCGAGGAGAGCCACUGGCAAAACUCAGGGUGUUAAAAAAUGAACACAUCUCAGAGACUGAGUUGCCUCUCUACCAGGGAGAGAACGUGUUGGGUCGAAACCCAAACUCCUGCUCCCUUCCCCUCGUGGCACCUUCUGUAUCCAAGCAACACACCGUCAUCUCCAUCUCAAUGUUUCGCGGCAACUGUUGUCGUGGCAACGUUGCCGGCAUGGAGACAGAGGCUUUAGUGUGGGACCUGGGGAGCAUGAAUGGGACAAGGAAGGGCCGGACCAAACUGACCCCUCACGUCCGCUACGCUCUGACUGAUGGAGAGUGUGUGGUAAUAGCUGACAUCCCCUGCCAGUAUGUCUCUGUGGACCAGAGGGGGGGACAGGGGCACAUGCAGAACCCAACCAAUGCACACUCUGGAAGGGGAAGGAGGACAGGGCCAGACAGGAAGGCCCAGUUCAGAGGAAGCCCUAGCGGCCAAGGUCUGGGACGAGAGACUGGCACAUCGAAGACUGAGAGACUGACUGAGGGUAGAGGAGUCGUGGGAGAGAUGGGGGCACCAUUGUCGACUGAGCUGGGUGGAAAAGGUAAAACUCGGGCCAUACCCCUGUCGUUGGAACAAACCCCCACAAAGCCUGAGAGUACACUGGUGCCUGAAUCUGAGUCUGACUCCGACGGAGAUCGAGAGGGACGGAGAGACAAACGGGGAAAGUACUUUGUCUCUGAUUCUGACUCCCAUGUGUCCAGUCCCACCUGUUCUACAUUCCUCAGUCCUACAAACAAAGUCAUUCCAGAGGGUGAGGACGACAAACCCAUCACUCCCUCUGCUAAAAACAGACCCAAGAAAGUAGUGAGCUUCAGUGAGGAGGAGAGCGACAUGGAUGGACCGAGACAGCAGCCCAGGAGAAGAAGAGCACAAGUGAUAGUGGACGACAGCGAAGAAGAAGAGGAGCAGGGGAAGGAAGGCACAAAGGCACUAGGAGAGAAGGAACCUGGGAAAAGGACAAGAGGAAAAGAGGAUGUGUCAGUGGUGAACCAGGUCAGUCAAGCUGAGAGAGAUGCACCAAUGGUAUCUACAGAGGACACAGUUAACAUGGACAGUGACACAGACGUAGAGGGAGAGGAGGAGAUGGGGCUGUCUGCACCUGUAAAAAGUGUUAAGCCACCAGCCGUAACAGAACCUCCUACUACAGACUCUGACCCAGGCCAGAUCCACAUGGACAGUGAUACUGAUGUGGAGGAAGGAGAUACUAUGGACGUUGACGCUAAGUUAAUGCUAACUGCAGCCGAUGUGGAGAGGAAACCAGUAGAUUCUGUCCCAGUGGUGCAGCCAACAGAGAUCCACCUUGUCAGUGAUACAGACGUGGAUGAUGAUGUUGUUGUGUCAGACAUUGCUACCAAUGUUACCUCCUUCGUAUCCGAUCCGGCUGAGAAACCAGACGAUCCUGCCCCUGCAGUGCCGCCCGUAGAAUUCCACCCAGACACAGACACAGAUGUGGAAGAGGAGGACACAGACACACAUUCCAAAACAGUUCCAGAAUCAGAUUCUAGUGGGAUCAGAACAGGGAUUGCUGGUCCCCAGGAGAUCCUUUUGGACAGUGAUACUGAUGAAGAAGACAAACCGUUUACCCCUCCGUCCAGCAGCAGAACAGCGGAGCUCCUUAAUCCACCCACCAGUGUAGGACCUGCAGCUGCUGCUCCUCUGGAGAUCAGGUCUGACAGCGACACUGACUUAGAGGAAGACGCCACACAGACCAUGAACCUUCCUCCUCCUAAUGUUGCCACGGUAAUGGAAGACGCGGGGUUAGCGUCUCGACAGGCCGUGCUUCCAUCACCCACAACAACGACAAUCGAUCUCAGGUCUCAGGACUCUGAUGCUAACACAGAUGCUGAGGAGGAGAGGUUGGAGCCCAAUCCCCCCCGGGGUCGGCCCCCAGCAGGGAUGGUCCCGGAGUCGGACCUCAGUGAGCCCAGUGACUUCAGGGUGGACAGUGAUACGGAGGAGGAUGGACCAGGGGAGGCAGGCCAGGGACAGACUGCAUGUCGGCUCAGAGAGGGGGCAGUUGGCCCCGGGCUGCUCCCCCUGGGAGGUUCCCCUGGCCCUCAUCAGAAGUGCUCCACCCCUUUGGCAUCGUCAGUACAGGAGGAGAUGGAGACUCAGGCCUUCUUCAGUCCCUCUGACUCCUUCAGACACCCAGCUCUCCCUCCUGUGCUGAGGCCUACAGCAGCAUUGUCCUGCUCUGCAUCAGACAACCAGGAGGACGAUGACUUUGUGGUGGCCGAGACCCAGUCAUUUGUGUUGGAGGCCCAGAACCAGGGCCAUCAGAGCAGCCUUCCAGUGGAACCAACCCUGGAUUCUACGCAGCCCUACGGUCUGGAGCCUUCCUUGGGGGAGGACCGGGAGGAGCAGCCCAGCCGAGGCUCCUUCCAGCUGGGUCUAUCAGACAGCAGGGACCUCAGCCUCCAGGCCAGGGACCAGGCCUCAGAGAGCCCCCAGGCUUCCAGCUCCCCAGAUAGGGAUUCUGACCUGGAGGCCACCCAGACCUAUGCAUCUGGAGGGGGGAGCGAGGAGCCUGGCCCGGGCCAGAGGUCUGCGGUGUUCGGGAGGAACAGGCAGGGGGACUUUGUCCUGGAGGCAACACAGGCUUAUGCUGCCCAGCCUUGCAGUGACACAGAGGAGGAAGAUGAAGAGGAGAGCCCCACCACGUCUAAUGUUGCUACGACUGAAACCCUGCCCAUGUCUGCCUAUGAGGAAGAGGAGGAAGGUUUGGUUGGGGCCAUGCCCUCAACCCCAGGAAGGAGAGGGAGAUCUGGAGGAGUGAGGGAGAGAGGGGAAGAGGAGCAGGAGACCCAGACUGGUGACGUGCUGAUCAACCAAUACCUCUCCACAGCUCAAACUCUGGACAUGGUCCAGGAGAGUGAUGAUGAGGAAGAAGCCAAACCAGACUCACCCAGAGGAAGAGGACAGCCCCAAGAACAGACAGUAGACGAGGAAGAGACACAGACUGUCUGCUCCUACCUCUCCACUGCUGAAACCCAGCCCAUGUUUACUGCUGCUGCUGAGGAUGAUGACAAUGAGGAGGAAGAACUCAAACCUCCAUCACCCAGAAGGAGGGGAAGGUCCCAGAGAGGGAGAGUAGAAGAGGAGGAGACACAACCUAGUGAGUUCCUCACCAGCUCCCACAUCUCCACCGCUGAAACUCAGCCUAUGGGUACUUGUGACACUGAGGAAGAGGAGGAGGAGGACACCAAAGAUAAAGGACGGGCUCAGAGAGAGCGAGGGAAAGAGUCGGAGGCUGGGACAAGCGGUGUCAACAGUAGAGGUAGAAGAGGAGAGGAAGAAGAGGAGAGCGCUGAGCCUCCAAAGACACAGACAAGAGGGAAGGGGAAGGCUGUGAACACCGCAGGAGGCAGAGGGAGGAGAGGGAAGGUGCUGUCUGAGGAAGGAGAGAGUGAGAAAGAAGAAGAGGUGGAGGUGAUUGAGCAAGGGAGAAGAGGAAGAAAGAGUGUGAAACAACAGAAAGAGGGAGAAAAAGAAAGACUUGAGAGGGAACAGAGAGAGGAGGAAGAGGGAAUAGAGAAGCAAAGACAAGAACAGGCUGAGAAGGAACGGUUGCAGAAGGAAAAAGUAGAAUCAGAAAGGGUUAUGAAGGAACAACAGGACAGAGAGAGGAUGGAACAGGAACUUAAAGAACAAGAUGACAGAUUAGAGAGGGAGAGAGUGGAAAGAGAAGAAACCGAAAGGAUGGAGAGGGAGAAAAAAGAAGAAACCGAAAGGAUGGAGAGAGAGAAAGAAGAAACAGAAAGGAUGGAGAGAGAGAAAAGAGAAGAAACAGAAAGGAUGGAGAGAGAGAAAAGAGAAGAAACAGAAAGGAUGGAGAGAGAGAAAAGAGAAGAAACAGAAAGGAUGGAGAGAGAGAAAAGAGAAGAAACAGAAAGGAUGGAGACAGAGAAAAGAGAAGAAACAGAAAGGAUGGAGAGAGAGAAAAGAGAACAGGAGGAAAGAGAGCGGCUUGAGAGGGAAAGGAAGGAACGAGAAGAGCAAGAAAGACUGGAGCGAGAAAAUGAGAGAUUAGAGAGAGAAGAAAAAGAGAGAAUAGAGAGGAAAGACAAAGAGAGGAAAAGACUGGAGAAGAACAAGGAAGAGAAGGAGCGAUUAGACAGGGAAAUAAAGGAGAGAAACCUGAAAGAAAAACUGGAGAGGGAAAGAGAAAAGAGUGAAGCCGAGGAGAAAGAAAAGGAGAUUAAAGAACGACAAGCGAAGGAACAAGGAGAAAAACAAACAAAGAAAGACAACGAAAAUGAGCCAAAAACAUCCACUAGAGGUCGCAGAGCAAUCACCAGGAGAACCGUCAUGGUUCCACCCACAACUGAACCACAACCUGAACCUGAUAUUCUGUCCAGCCAACCAGAACCAGUCCCAGAAAGUAUAACUAGGUCUCGCUCCAACUCUGUCAGCUCUGAGAGAUCCACCUCCAACAUAGGUACCCAGGGGAGCAGAGGGAGAGGGGGGAGGAAGACCACCAGUACCACAGAGUCUGCCCCUGGUCCAGACAACCCCAUCCGCAACAGCACCAGGAGACGGACGUUGGUCGGGACGGUUGUGGCUCCCCCUGCUGCUGUGGAGGUCACAGUGCAGGACAUUCUCUCCAGCGAACAGUUUGUUGCCAGGAGAACCCGCUCUCGCUCCAGCUCCACCAACUCCCACAGCUCCCUCAACUCAGAGGUCUCCACCGGUAUCGCGGCUAGCGUGAGCUCUCAGAGCAAAGGGAGGGGAGGAGGGAGGAGGAAGACUGGAACAGAGUCUGUCUCUCCCAGUAACAGGCAGAGUGAGCAGCCUCCAGCCCUCAAGCCCACAGCCAGAGGCAGGAGAAGCCAGAAAGUAGAAGAUGAUGUUCCACACCCUGAGAUUAAUGAGAAUGCUGAUUCUCAGGAGGCUGGUGGUACCACUAGAGGGCAGAAGAAAACAGACAAAACCAAUGAGCCAGACCCUGUAGUAGCAGAUGAAGAAACCACUCCAGCCCAGGUAACCGAGGACUCCCCCACUCCUAGAGGGAAUGGAAGAGGCCGGGGCCGAGGCGGCCAGAAAGACAACACACCUGAAUCCACCACUACAACAGCAGGAGGAGGGAAAACUCAGAGUGAAGAGGGAGUGGGGUCUAAAACAGGUGGGAAAGGGAGGAAGAGGGGGCUGGAAGAGGAGGAGGAGAGCAGUGAGUUCAAGGUUCCCCGGGGGAAAGCUAAGGUUCAGAGGGGAGGGAGACGCAGGGCAGCAGAGGAAGGAGAGAAAGAGGAGAAACCUGCAUCCACUCCAGCAAAGAGGGGCAGAGCCUCCACUGCACAGGUGAAAAAGAUAGCAGAGGAGGAGAAGAGUAUGGAGGGACAGAGUGAGAAGAUGGAAGAGGAAGAGGCUGGUACUGUGCAGAGGAAAGUCCGAGGCAGGCAGUCGACGGUUCAGAUAAAGAAAGAAGAGGAAUCUGUUUUGGACUCUAAUUCUGUGGUAAUGUUCUCUCUCCAUCUGCUCCAUCUCUCUCUCCCUCAGCCAUGGGAGUACACUGACAUCUCUCUCCCUCAGCCAUGGGAGUACACUGACAUCUCUCUCUCCCUCAGCCAUGGGAGUACACUGACAUCUCUCUCUCCCUCAGCCAUGGGACUUCCCCCUCUCUUUGCUUCUCUCCUCCCGCUCUUCCCCCUCUCUUUGCUUCUCUCCUCCCUCUCUUCCCCCUUUCUCUCUUCCACCCCCUACCCCUCUCUGGUUCAGGUGCCCCAGACCCCUACAGGUAAGGGCAGAGGUAAGCGUAGGGCCCCUGUGGAAUCAUCACCAUUUGCCAAGACCCCUCGCUCCUCCUCUGCCUCUCCCUUGUCCUCUCUCUCCUCGCCUGGGACACUGGGCCGAGCUAGGGCCUCCACGCAGUCUUAUAAGGUGUUGUUUACAGGAGUGGUGGAUGAGGAGGGGGGAAAGGUGGUGUCUCGUCUGGGGGGCAGCCUGGCGAAGGGCGUGGCCGACAUGACCCACCUGGUGACUGACAGGAUCCGACGCACCAUCAAGUUCCUGUGUGCUGUGGCCCGUGGCAUGCCCGUCGUCACCACCGAUUGGCUGGAUAAGUGUGGUAAGGUGGGUAGUUUCCUACCUACUGACAGGUACCUGGUGAAGGACAGGGAGCAGGAGAACAAGUUCAGCUUCUGUCUGGAGGAAUCACUGAGGACCGCCAGCACCCAACCUCUACUACAGGGUUAUGAGGUCCAUGUGACCAGGUCAGUGUUGCCAGAGCCAGCCCAGAUGAAGGACAUCAUCGUCUGUAGCGGAGCUCGCUUCCUCUCCACGAUGCCCUCCACUCAGAAGGCCCAGGCCCGGACCCUAGUGAUAUCGUGUGGGGAGGACUGGUCUCUCUGUGCUCCUGCUCUCUCUGCUUCUCUCCCCGUCCUCAGUGCUGAGUUCCUGCUAACUGGUAUAUUACAGCAGAGAGUGGACCUGGUAACCCAUGUCCUCUCAGCCCCCAAACCCAGGGCCCAGCCAGGAGCCAAAGGCCAGGCCAGUGGCAGGAAGAGAACGUAACACAAAAACAAAAUUCACCUGGGUGGUAUUCAUUAGUGCAUACUGUAGCAAAACAUUAUGCAACAGAAAACAAAAACUAGUGUUGGACAAGUUCAGGUAAACCCUCCCUGUUUUAGUCUGUUUUCUUCCGAUAGGUGAAUAUGACCCUGUCUACAGGGCCAGGGAGAAGAAGGCAUUACAGUUCCAGAGAAGACCGCAGACAGACGACACCCGUGUGUGUGUGUGAUGGUGUGUGUGUGUGUGUGUGAUGGCGUGUGUGAUAGCAUGCAGCACCCACCUCCACCUGUAUAGAGAACAGUAGCAGGACCAGGCCUCAGAGGAGUGGUAACUACAGUACUACUACCCUGGAGGGGCUGGAGACCAUUAGACACCUGAGAGAGGGGAGAAUGAGGAUUCUGAUGUACAAGAGACAGUGGCAGCAUCCCAAAUGGGACCCUAUUGCCUACUUUUGACAAGAGCCCUGCACUAUGUAGGGAAUAGAGUGCUAUUUGGGACGCCAAUGUAAAAGGCUGGUGAGAGGAGACAUCCACCUGUUUGACCAACUAGACAAGAUAGUUGAGAAUGUAUUCACUCAGAUACAAAGACAAACAAACCCAAGAUAUGGAAAUCUAUUCCUAUGUUCGAGGGUAGAGAAUACAUGCAGAGAAAUGCUCUGAAUAGAUUUGUUUAUAAAAAAAAAUGUAAAUAUGAGGUAACAGAGAGAAGAGACAGAAUACAUGAGAUAAUUUACUGCCUAUCCCAGUCAUAUUUAUUUUAUCUGUCUCUUCCCUCCCUCUCCUGAUCCUUCAUCUACAGUUGAAGUCGGAAGUUUAUAUACACCUUAGCCGAAUACAUUUAAACUCAGUUUUUCAC
Oncorhynchus kisutch (coho salmon) is the source of this 7544-nucleotide messenger RNA. RefSeq names its product mediator of DNA damage checkpoint protein 1. The record is from RefSeq and is a predicted model, not a curated record. NCBI's taxonomy places the organism in Eukaryota, Metazoa, Chordata, Actinopteri, Salmoniformes, Salmonidae. Gene Ontology annotation, molecular function: protein binding. Gene Ontology annotation, cellular component: nucleus.